AGUAUCCCAGCUGCCACAACAAUGGCUCGGCUAGCAUCGCUGCUAAUAAGUGCUAGCAUAAAAACAAACGUCGACCUGACGUUACGUAGACAUGUGAGUGCACUGUCGCUUUCACGGCACAUAUAUGAUCAUAAAUAGCUUCUUGAUAACAACUUUAUAAGCAAACUAACUGCUUCAGUGACUGAUUGACAGUGAAAGCGUCGUCCAGACAACAGGUUGUCUAUUACCGGUAGCUAGCUUUGUUCGCUCGAUGUUCACAUAUACGGUAUAGCUAAAUUAUUUUGUUGAUUUUGUGGCUCUUACCCUUGUUAUUAUCUUAUCAUUUAAAAUAAAACGUAUCCAAGCUUAUCUUCAGCGGCAAGCUAUGUUUUCUGUGUAGUCAACGAAUGUGCGUGGACUGUUAGCAAGAUGUCAGCCUGCAUUGGUGUGGCGUUCAGGGUCGCUUACACACAAGCUUCAGGUGCAACAAUGAAGCGAGGGUUAGGAUGAUAUUUGAACAACUUACACCUCUAAAUGUAAGACUUAUAUCUGUAGUUUUGUGAUUUUCUUUUCCAGUUGUGUAAUUCGGUCAAUCAAAAACGUUGAAUGUGAUGACAGUCAAGUUUACGGGAUGUUUAUAAACACCGCACACGCUCCUUUUAACGGGGAGGUUUGUGCUUGGCUUGCAGCGCCAUCUAGUGUCCAGACCUGUUUUUUCAUGAUUUUAAUUGCAAUAGCUGGACGCAGUUAAUUGUGCUAAUUCCCAAAACAACCACAAGAUGCUGCCAUACACUGUCUAUAACAAAUAAGACCACUAUUUGGCCUUUAAUUUGGUCUUCAAUACAAAAUGUAUUGAAAAUAAAGACCUUAUACACACAUAGCAUGGUACCAGAACUUUACAAGACUUCCACAAGAUCUUUUGACCUUCUCACGUCACAACGUUAGGAAGUCCAUGUGUACCAACUUUCCGCUUCUGCAGCAGUAAACCGCUCAUUCCAUUUAGUGCUUUUUCUUGAAAACCCCCCACCCACUGAGAUGUGCAGGGUUUAGCCCCUUUAAGUGGUUGAGUGGUUCUAUAUUAUUUGUGUGUGUGUGUGUGCCCUGGUUGUUGUUGUUGUUGUUUUCCUCAUUUAUCACAACACCAGUAUACUCACCUGACUGCCCCCGAUGCACCUCUAACUGCGGGGCCUCCGGACGUAAAUACACUGUGGUGUAAUUAGGGUGCCUGUCAGUCCCCUGAUUGAAACUUCUUGCUUGACCAGUGAAGAAAGAUCGCCUCAUGCUGUGUACAGGGCUUUCAGCCUCAUCUCACGGACUACGGAUGCGCAAACUGCAGCGCUCCUUAACAGGACCUGUAAAGCGGUGCUGAUCCCCCCCCCCCCGCAAGCUAAGGAGAGUACAUAUUUGGAUUACAAGAAGUAACAAGACUCCAGGAUGGGAUCCAACCCAAAACGGACAGUGACAGUCCAGAUGGUACCUCAGGUGCCUGUGGUGGACCCUCUCACUAAUAAGGAGUCCAACGCCAACUGGGUGAAGGAACCCGACUUGAAACUCUCCCAGGUUUGUCAGAAACCCGGACGCAUGACACCGGAACACAAUCAGGAUCAGAUCCCCAAAACGGGAACCAAAGCCACGCCAGUCCAACCGACAGAUGGGACCCUUAAGGUGACUGCGGACUUGUCGGGUCAAGGUUUGGCUGAGGUGGGAGACCAGAUGAGGGAUGCUAAUGCUAAUAUUAGCAGUCUAUUAAGCCUUGCUGAUGAAAAAGUCGCAUCUAAGAGCUCUGUUUCUCCUUUAACUAACAUCGGGAAGACGUUCCCUGAGGACAAGGCGGCGGUCGCAACCUCGCCGCGGAUUAUCUCGACAAAUCACGGCGAGUCAAGGCACCUCACACUUGAAGGUGCCUCCGAGUGUAUUCAUGCGUCCGAGAGUCCAAAGGAGACCAAUCACAAGCGAAGACGCUCCGUUUCUCAAGAGUUCCCCCAACUGAACUCGAAUUCGCCUUCAACUCAGGAGGCACCCGUAGAAAAACAUCAGCUAGCACCCGUGCAGAUGGACCCCUCGAAGAAUGUUGACAUGACUGUCGCACAACUCCAGGUGGAACCUCUCAGGAAGCUCUACAAGGAGGCCUCGACUAUGACCUCCUCGCUGUCAUCAACGCCAGUCAAGCAGGGCAAAGACGUAGAAGUCCAGGCGGUCGCUAGCACCAUUAGCAAGUCCGUUUCCACCAGCCCGAGCCUGCUCCCCUUCAGACCCAACUCCGGCGCCCAUGACGAGGUGCAGAGCCUCGCUGUCAUCUACAAAACCGACGGGAGUUUAGGAUUCCAUCAGAUGGGGCUCCCGCAGAUGAAUACACUUCUACCUUCUGCAGAUCCGAGAUCAGAGCGCCUGACCGUUGAGGCGGAGAUGUGCCCCACUAGGAACGACGUAAAUCUUGGCGCAAAACCGAAAGAAACCACCUCAUCUCAACUCCAACCGGUUUAUCAAAUCAACAUCGAGCACGGCAACCGGAAGGAGAUGGAGACAAAAAACGAAACAAAAACUGUUGCGUCAGGACCGUCUGACGUUCCAGCCCAGACUGACCAGACCCAAAGGUCUACACCAGCUGAUACAUCAUCCAAGUCCACAGUAACAAAAACUAUGAGUCCUCAAGAAAACCCGAAAGGUAAAGACUUUGCAAAGGAGUCCGAAGUGGAGAAAAGUGACGAAGAAGACGAUGAUCAGAAGCAGAAGGGAAAAAGCGUCCACGACGUCGUUUGGGACGAGCAGGGAAUGACAUGGGAAGUCUACGGCGCGUCUGUGGAUCCGGAGUCGCUCGGUUUUGCCAUCCAGAGUCACUUACAGUGCAAAAUCAAGGAGCAGGAAAGGAAACUGAUCGCUCAAACCUCCUUUCGCAAGUCCAUCACCGGCCUGGAUUCGCCUCGCGGCGGCAAGAAGACCAAACAGCGGCAACACAACCUGUUCAGGUCUAUGCUGCAGAACGUGCGGCGUCCCAACUGCUGCAUGCGCCCCCCUCCUUCCUCCGUUCAUGAUUAGAGGUUGAGCCAAUGUCAGACUCCUCGUCUCCCCCCCCCCCCCCCCCCCCCCCAGCCCCCUUUUUCUCCGUCCCACACUUAGAGGUCAAAGUAUUUGUUCUCCGCUGGUCACCGCAGCAACGCCACGUUGACGCCGUACACAGAACGGCGUUCCUGUGAGUAUCUUGGAAUGUUUGUAGACUAGAAUUGUGACAUUUGUGAUCAAAGGAGAUCCAUGGCGAUGAAGUAAAAGGUAUCAAAUGAACAACUACUUUUAUAGAAAUGGGUAUUUAAAAAAAAAGAGUUUUUAAAUAACAAAUGCAAUAAUAAUAAUAAUAAUAUAGAGAAGCAUGUAUAUUAGUCGCAACGUACGAAAGGAACUUUGCAGUAAAAAGAUAGCGGUUACAGGCGGGUUAUGAUUUGCUGUCAAACUACGUGUGAAAAUACGUGAAAGCAACGUCAAAUUGGAUGUUUUAAUGCGUUCGGGGGGGUAGUGUAUUUAUUGUAUUUAUAAGAGCCCCGCCCCUUUGUUUCUAGUUAGUACAGUCAAGCAAAAAACAAAAAAAAAGACUGUAUGAAUACACUUACUGUUACUCUUUGGUUUUCUAUUAAAAGAUGAAAAAAAACACCAGUUGCGUUUUACACGGUUUUUAUUUGUAUUAUGUAUGUAUUUAUUUAUAUAAGCUAUGUAAGCUGUGCUGGUAUUUUUCAGACAAAUACACCACAUGGUGGCGCUGUUACUUAACCCCAA
Molecule: messenger RNA, 3744 nt
Organism: Doryrhamphus excisus (bluestripe pipefish)
Lineage: Eukaryota; Metazoa; Chordata; Actinopteri; Syngnathiformes; Syngnathidae
Source: RefSeq, a predicted model, not a curated record